Molecule: messenger RNA, 4396 nt
Organism: Exophiala dermatitidis NIH/UT8656
Lineage: Eukaryota; Fungi; Ascomycota; Eurotiomycetes; Chaetothyriales; Herpotrichiellaceae
Exons: 2
Coding region: 1238-1813 (191 amino acids)
Source: RefSeq, a predicted model, not a curated record
ACGCAAUCGUACCUAGUCAAUAUCUGAACUCAACAGCAUCCUCGUCCUCGAGGCGUUGGCAACUGCUAGGUUACGUUGCGCACUUUCGCCUGAAAGUGCUCAAAAACUUGUACCUUUGCUUCUUCCUGAGUGAUGGGACUUCCCCUUCCUCCGGACUAGAAGAUGCACGGGGCCAGGUACAGGGUCGUUCAACAUGACGCCUUGCUGUCAACGUGCGGUUGAACCUCCAGGGGCCGACUCGCGGAUACUCUGGCAUCCCAUGAUCCGGACAUUGGCCGCUGACUUCGGGCUUCCUGUUCACCGGUGUCCUGUUUGUGGCUGCCAGCGGCACGCUUACACGGUGAAGAAGGACUGCUGCAGCCUGAGCUGAAUGCGCAUGACGGCCAAUAUAACAAGGUUGGUGAUGCUUGUGUUCAAUAUACGUCUACUACUCACCGCAGAUUUGCAUUGUCAUCGGGUACGCUGACCUCAUUACUGCUACUAUGCCUCGUGAUUCACCCCAAUGCCCGGUUUACUAGUCGUCUCAUGAGUUGUCACGCUACACGAAAUGACCACUUGAGUGGUGACUAGUGAGUUUUUGCACCACGCUCUCCGCGUAGGCAUUGCCUUGAACGGGUAAACCUUCAGGCUCUUAACAACAUUUGUUCUGUGAUGGCCUGAGAUGCCACACCAGGCUGUCAGUGUUAGGUCGCCAUGGGUCCUAAAAGAUCGGGAUACUCUCGCUCGAAUGCCGUCUCAAAGCCGCGAUGGUCAUAUGGUCCGAUAGAGGUAGGACAACACGUUGGCCCCGUGAGUUGUGAAUACCUCAUCACACUUCAAUUUUCACCAUCCAUUUACCUUUGGCUGCAGGCUUUUACCAUUGACCAGGUCCUCAACACCUUGAGGGAUCACAGCCUCCAAGAAGAAGGCUGACCACCAUGUUCAUGUUCAAGAGGGCAUGAUUACCAGAGCUCGACGCCAACGCCUUUGGAAAGAUUGAUGGGAAGGAUUUUAUAAGUCUACCCGCCAUUGGGAUUCCUUUCCCCACUAACGGCUUCGUUAAUGUUUUGGCCAUAUGCAAAUGCCGAUGGCCUGGCUCCCUCCCGGACGAGAACAUUUGCACACUUCUUAUGCCUAUCACGUUUGCCCCUAUGUGCACCCUUGGCACUUUCCUUGUGGACCAGCACUCCAACAGAAGUCCGCUUGAAUCGGUUCACGGCCGGGACCGGUCAAAGUCACUAAAUGCUGCCGGUCUAGCAUGUCAGAUGAAAAGCUAUUCCACGAUGAGUGUCUUAUUACCUUCCGAUGCUAUUCCGAAAAGCUUUCGGCUCAGGAGCCCGGGGGAGCAACUGUUCUGCUUUGGCAGUCAAAGAAAUGUUCGACAAGCAUAGUGGACCAUGCCCGUUCAAUAUCAUGGCAUAAGGGUUGGCGUUGGCCCACCGGGAUGCAUCCGAAAAGGACUUCUUAUCAUCAAUCUCCCGUUCAGGGAACGUUCAAGUGCGUAAUUCUCGCCCUCCCUCCUUACAUGAAAUGGUGCACGAAUGCAGAAAUCUUCCAAAGCGGUGCUCAUUCGCAACGUGUAUGCUAUGCAAGGCUCCGCAGGAAUGGUCGUAUCGGCAAACAAUGGCUUCCGACGGCCAGCCUGAUAGGGUCAUGGAAUAGAGGCCAGCCAAUGAACGAUGGUUCCAUUCAUCGAGCGUCUCGCGUAAUGACCGACAGGCAACCAACAAGGCAACCUUCCACCUUCACGUUGAUCGACAAUUUUGCGCAGAUCGCCUUCAACCAUUACGAUUGUAGAUGCGGUUGCGGCAGAUGCGCAUCGCAAUGUGCUUAACAGUGGAUAUAUUUUAGCGAGCUGGAUUCGCCGUUCACCGUCUCGACAGACAACGACUUACGGGCAUCAACCAGGAUCUGGAAAUUCGAAUGGAGCGUUUCCAAUGCUGGGGAGAGGCCGCUUGUCUCUCCCGAGUGAUCUGUUUAUCUUUUAUUGCCGAUACUAGACCAACUCGACCACGGUGAGACGCAUGUACGGCGCGGUCGUGCACACCCUGAUGAAGUGACACUGAGCAGAAGAUGCGGUCGCGCACUUCCAACAGCACAGCGCAAACCGUUUGAAACAUGCAUUCAUGUGGUGUGGUGAUAGGCUACACACGGUGGACUCCAUUCAGCUCUCAUGCACGCGCUGCACUACAGGAACCAUGUGUACUCACAAUCGCCACUGCAUCGGCCGGGACUGUCGCAUCUGUGCGCCUUCUACUGACGACUCUGAAUCGGCAGGUCAGUGACCCUCAGUCGGAUCACUUCACUUGCAGGUCACGCUCUUUGCAUCUGAUAAGUCUUUCCCUGCCGAAUCCACUAGGAUGCAACGCAGGUAUUCGGUUUUUCUCGUGCUUGACAAAGGAUAAAGUCUCCGUGAACUCACAAGCACGCAAUACCUUCCCUGUUCUUCGGGGGUUCGAACCUCUGUCUACAUCCAGGACGAGGUCAACUCGCUGUUACUCAGUUCUCAGCCAAGACUGCAUGCUGUUGACCCACCUUGCAAGGCAUAUUCCGUAGGUCUAUGUACAGUAUCUACAUACGUACCUUAAGCAUCCUGUCUGAACCGUGCCUUCCACCGGUCUAGCUCGACUUUUGUCGGGGCAGCUAUAAGCCCUGGACAUUGGCAGUAGAAUUGGUGAAAUUUGCCAGAUAGAAGCAAGGAACCCUCUUCGGGGGCCAAGUUUCUGGGGGUUCUUGGCCAAUCUGAAAGACUGUUGCCGACAGCGCAAUUUCCUGUCAUAAUGGCAUUGAACAACUUCCAUGGCAUGUUCCAAUGUCUCCCAAUUCUGUCGAUUCAUUUCACAACUGCUUCCGUCCCCCAUUGAGGAUGAUGUCCCGCCGCGAGCACAUCAAAGCCACCUUCUCCCGUAUCAUUUGAUGCAUGUGUUUACAGGGUAACAUCUUUCCGAACAGGAUGACCUAACAAUUUGGUAUUGAAUCCUCAACCUAUCGCCAGCAACCUUGCCAUUUUUUGCCUGUUCUCCUCAGUCCGAAGGUCCGUGGCCUUAUUGUGAAAGGCCGCAAACGAGACACGUGCAAAUCUCGGUCCCUCAAAGCGCUCGGACACCGAUAACUCUUGGAGUGCUUACAAGUUAAGCUGCUUCCUCGCUGAAUUCAUCUUGCCGCUAGGAUGUUUUUUUAUGACCAAAUCAUGCGCAGGACGUUCUUCCCGCAGGCCGCAGUCGAGAGUCUGCUAACAAUGUCAUGCUAUUGAGUGUAGAAUCCCCAGUCCAUGUCCCGUGUUUGUCAAAGGCAGCCCUUGUUGGAUGUAAAAGGCCACGAUCUGCUUCGUAGGAGCCCGGAGGGCAUGGAAGGAUUCAAGAAUCCAUGUGCAAGACACAUCGUGGUCAGCAUCAUCUAUCACGUCAACACGGGCCUACAUUGAGCUUAGGGUCAUCCCCGCUACCUCCGGCGAGAACGUAAUUCGCGCAGAGUCGGCACAUUGCGUUGACAUCAGGUACCGAUCCUGCUGUGCAACCUAACCAUACCACUAUCAUCAGGGACUGGCUCAAUUCGUGAUUUUGCUGUAAUAACCUUGGAACUUGAACUACCUUAGCCUUGGCCCCCAUUGAAGGGCUGAGGAGCCACUUAGGACGCCCCGCAGAAAGGCAACGGAAAGGGUACUCACCCUACUAGAAUGUAGCACCAUGACACUAGGCAGGCAUACGAGAAAAAGCGGAAGCAGGCAACGAAGAAAAGUCCACGUCCAAUCCAUGCAUGUCGAAAAUCCAACUUCAAAGGCUGAACCCCAGGUGCGCAGGAUCCAACGCCCGAUUUCUUAGGCAGAGCACAUGAAAUAAAAGUGAGGACCUUUUCACUUACUACAUGCCUGUGUUUCCUUCCAUUUGUGGAGCAUGCUGCAUCGUGCAUGGGCCUCGACACCAUGUCUUUUCUUCUGUUUCUAGCUGUUCUUCUUCUAGCUCAAGGCUGUCCCGACCUUGGACAAACAAAAACAGGACAAUCCAGCCCCCCACAAGGAAGCAGGUAGGCAAGCAAGCAGCACAGUCAGCCGGCCAGCCAGCUUCUGGUACUGCGAGCCGUGUUCAAGAAUAUCAACCAGCCGUUCGAGAAGAAAAGUCCCUUCUUCCAGCGAAUCGAUGAAAACUGCCUCGAUCUCUAGAUUCUGAUACGUUGUUACCCGCAAUUUCGCAAAGCAAACGUGUUCUCUCUGUGCGGGACUCGCUUGUUGACACGGGCUCAACUCGAUGGUAACUGGACGGCGGACUGCAGUUAUCGGCCAGGAGUGAGGCACUUGAUCCGGUCUACUGCUUGCUGCCUGAAUCUGAACGACCUGUUAUAUUUGCACAACUUGCAUUUGGACUUGACCACCCUACACCGUGUUCUCCUUGCGAAAAGAAACCAAUGCUUUUACUUCCUG